Messenger RNA from Mercenaria mercenaria, 2529 nucleotides. RefSeq lists its product as uncharacterized. Bases 1 to 2529 code for a protein of 842 amino acids. Lineage: Eukaryota; Metazoa; Mollusca; Bivalvia; Venerida; Veneridae. The transcript has 7 exons. The record is from RefSeq and is a predicted model, not a curated record.
AUGCCGCUCCAUAUUAAAGCAUAUCCAAAACGUCUGCUGCACUUGGUCAGUGAAGACAAAAGUAAUCAUAUUGAAGCAUAUCCAGAACGUCUGCUGCCCAUGAAUUUCUUUAUUAGAGCAGCCGCUGGUGUGAUCGUAACUCCGCGGGCGGCCAUGGGACAAGCUAAACAUUUCAUGCGUCUUUUUUAUUUUAUUUUAACAAUUCUGAUAUUUCAGUGCCGACAAUCAGAAGUCGGUACUUCAAAACCUAAAGAGAGUUCAACUAUAGAGAAUAAAGUUUCUGGAAAACACAAGCCGACAACAACUUCGAAAACAUCACAAGAAAUGGAAAUGAAAACUGUGUCUUCAUCACUCGUUACCAAAACUAUCGACGAGACGACAAUUAGAAACAAAAAAGUAGCACAUGGAGAACAAACAACUUCUGGGAUAGAUAUGGAAAGUACAACGAAAGGCAUGGUAACCAACUUGCUGAAAGACUUACCUACACAGAAAGAGGACAUGUUUUUGAUAACAGAAACUACUUCCGGUCGGACUGAAAUAUCUAGUGAAGAGCAACCAGCUCCUUUUACUUCUACAAGUUCACUCAGCACUACUAAUCCGAAUACAAAAAUUGGUAAAACAGAAAAAGUUACAAGCAUUUCGGAUGAAAGCCUGAAAGCUAAAAUACGUGAUAACAUUGAUAUUUUGUGCCCAACGGGACGAGUUUGUAGAGAAGAAUCGAUUGGUGAUCCAUUAUCAAGGUACAGGCAUUGCUGCCAAGAAUGUUCAUGUGAUACGGGAUGUGGACACAACAAUCAAACUUGCUGUUUUGCAAAUGACGCCGUGAACAAAGGGUCAAUUUAUUUCGGACCAGAAUGUCUCCACGUGACUACAUCAAACAUUGCCCGUUCAGAACGACACAACUACAUUUCAUAUCUAAUGGAAGCCAAAUGCCCGCCGCACUGUAGUGAAAGCAGAUCGGGGAAUGGUUCUUGCGGAGAAGAUACUGUAGCUCCUUGGGGUAGCUUGUAUCCGGUAUAUUCUCAGUCUGUCGGCAAAAUUUUCAAGAACAUGGCGUGUGCCCAAUGCAAUGAUAUAACGGACGGCGUUACCUGGGAUGCUUUGAUGGUCUGCAAUAUGUAUGUUCAAAAUGAUAGUUUUAACACAAGACUGCAGAACAUUGAUAAUUUCCAAUCAUUCCUAAAUGGGUAUAACCCAGAAGAAUUAUGCUACAUAAACUUUAAACCACCGGUACCAUUUUCGUCUCUUGAAAAACACCAAUGUCUACAAGAACCCAUAAAAACAUGCUCUUAUGAAGACUUCUAUACACCAGAAAGUCUUACCUUAUCAAGAGAAGAGAUUAUUAAAGCAUGUAUGAGCGACUUUGUAUCACCAUAUACAAUGAGUGGCCCUUACAGUAAUGUAUUUUGUCACAUUUGCAAUAAUGAACUUUUGAAACCAGAUCCCCGCUGCAGGGCAUUCAUUAUCUUUCCUCGCGAAGUGUCAAAUACAAAGUUCACAACUCUUCUUGACAAGACGUUCUUAGAUCAGUAUACAGGGAGAAAAAUAGACAAAUCUAAACUGCCUAUGGCCUGCAUAUCGGAUAAGGAAUGCCGGAUCAUUCACUGUCCAAGUGGAAAGACUUCAGAUAGAAAUGGAGACUGCAUUUUUCCAUCUGCUGACUGGAACGUCGAUAUAUAUGAAUUUGUCUUAAGACUGGAGCCAGAAAAUCCAAUUCCAGUAGAAUUUAUAAUAGAGAACAGCCAAGGAAGGCCAAGUGCUUUCGAUAUGUCAAAAUUAAUAUCACCAUUACAAAGUCGCUGGGUAAUAAAACUCUUAUCGUAUAAAAAAUCAAUAAAUUCUUCAACAGUCGACAAUUUCGUCGCAUCGAUUCGCGUGAAAAACGUGUUUAAAAAUCCAGCUAGUAUGCUUAAAGCGAUUGAAAAGUAUAUGAAAAAGAAAUGGUAUUUGAACAUCAAUGAAACGCGUUCCGGUCUACUUGUAGGAUUUUCAGAAAUGAGACGAAUAGUCAUUGAAAACAAUAUUGUCGCAGCAAGAAUGUACGAAUACUUUGAUGAAGAUUCAAACCUAAAUGGAAUGAAAUGGAACCUGAUUCACACAUACCUAGCUUUGGAACCAAGUCCAUUCGUAAUAAUAAUCACCAAAAUGUUUUACUGUCAUCAAUUAGAGCUUUACCCCGGCGAGUUUGAGCUACGCUAUGGUGAUAACGUGUUGUAUUAUAAAGACAGAGACAAAUACUUCUUCGAUGGCGAGUUUGCUAUUGUUACAAAUGAGGAAACAGAACUUCAAAAUAAAAAGAAAACGAAUACUGUUUGGCUUAAUAUUGAUGAUAAUAUUGAUGGUGACUCCGGUGAUGAUGGCGGUGAUGAUGAUUAUGACAUCGGCGAUAAUAAUGCCGACUUUAAUGAUGGCGACUUCAGCGAUGAUUAUGAUAAUGAUGAUGGCGACUUCGACGAUGAUGAUCAUAAUAAUGAUAAAACAACGACAUGUAUAGCGGAAGGAGCUAUCGAAUUAUUUUUCAAUGAGUGA